Messenger RNA from Mugil cephalus (flathead mullet), 2968 nucleotides. It is a transcript of the gene kcnk3a, whose product is annotated as potassium channel, subfamily K, member 3a. Gene Ontology annotation, cellular component: membrane. Gene Ontology annotation, molecular function: open rectifier potassium channel activity; potassium ion leak channel activity. Bases 137 to 1339 code for a protein of 400 amino acids. Gene Ontology annotation, biological process: potassium ion transmembrane transport; stabilization of membrane potential. The record is from RefSeq and is a predicted model, not a curated record. The transcript is spliced from 2 exons. NCBI's taxonomy places the organism in Eukaryota, Metazoa, Chordata, Actinopteri, Mugiliformes, Mugilidae.
GCCAUGAGCCAGCCGAGUUCCCCCUCCUCUAGACCCGCGCUGACACUCCGCCUGUCCCCCUGACACACACACACACACACACACACACACACACACACACACACACACACACCACACGAUACCACGCCACACCACCAUGAAGAGGCAAAACGUGCGGACCCUCGCCCUCAUCAUUUGCACCUUCACCUACCUGAUCGUCGGCGCCGCGAUCUUCGACGCGCUGGAAUCACAGGAGGAGAUGAGCCAGAGGAAGAACCUGGACCAGAAGAAGGAGAAGCUCCGCGGGACCUUCAACUUGUCCGAGAAGGACUUUGACGAGCUGGAGAAGGUGGUGCUGCAGCUGAAGCCGCACAAAGCCGGGGUGCAGUGGAAAUUCGCCGGCUCCUUUUACUUCGCCAUCACUGUGAUCACAACCAUCGGAUACGGUCACGCAGCCCCCAGCACAGAUGUAGGGAAGAUGUUCUGCAUAUUCUACGCCCUCCUGGGCAUCCCUCUCACCUUGGUCAUGUUCCAGAGCGUCGGCGAGCGGAUCAACACUUUCGUCAGGUACCUGCUCCACCGCCUGAAGAAGUGCCUUGGAAUGAGGCGCACCGAGGUCUCCAUGGUCAACAUGGUGAUCAUCGGUUUCAUAUCCUGCAUGAGCACUCUGUGCGUGGGGGCGCUGGCCUUCUCCCAGUUCGAGGGAUGGAGCUUGUUCCACGCCUACUACUACUGCUUCAUAACGCUCACCACCAUCGGCUUCGGGGACUACGUGGCGCUGCAGAACCAGCAGGCCCUGCAGAACAAGCCGGAGUACGUCGCCUUCAGCUUCAUCUACAUCCUGACGGGCCUGGCCGUGAUCGGAGCCUUCCUCAACUUGGUCGUGCUGCGCUUCAUGACCAUGAACGCCGAGGACGAGAAGAGGGACGCCGAGCAGAGGGCUCUCCUCGCUCACAGCGGCCAGGCGGGAGGACACAUCAAUUGCUCCGCCGACCCGGCCUCCUCCUCCUCCACGCCGUCCGGGUGCGGCGGAGGGAGCGCGGCCGGGGGCAGCGGGGGAGGAGCGGCGAGCCGGGGGCUGCGGAACGUUUACGCCGAGGUGCUCCACUUCCAGUCCAUGUGCUCCUGCCUUUGGUACAAGAGCAGGGAGAAGCUGCAAUACUCCAUACCCAUGAUCAUCCCGCGGGACCUCUCCACCUCGGACACCUACAUGGAGCAGGGAGAGGCUUUUUCCAACCCCCUCCACUCCAAUGGCUGCGUGUGCAGCCUGCAGCACCACUCAGGCAUCAGCUCAGUGUCCACUGGUUUGCACAGCAUCAACACCUACAGGAGACUCAAUAAACGCAGAAGCUCCAUCUAGAAAAACCAGGAGAACGUUUGAAAUUCCACUUGUACUUGUACUUGUGCGGCCCAUGAAGUGAGGGGAGCGCCCUCCUACCGUGGUGAAAGAUGGGACUCCGUGCAGUGCUCCUGGCGUUUGCUUCUUCCUGGUCCUGGGCAGCCUGGUGCUGCAGACUCCAGCCAUGUAUUUAACUUCCAUUAGCUAAGCACAAACCAUUGAGCACCAACAUCGUUGCUGAUGUCACUGACACGUAACGCAAGUGGUUGUUUAAGAAGCAUCCGUUACACAAACUGCUGCUGUUAGAAGACAGCCGGGAAAAAAAUUUAAAAUAAAAAAAGUGCAUCUCUCUGCACCUCUGAGUAUUGAAUAUCUUUCAUGUAGUAAUAUGAAAAGGGACAAAAACACUGUGAGAUAUGUUUUUAAGAGGGAUCAGGGCGAACUAACUGUAUAUAAUACCCUGCUAAAAAAAAAAUAUUUUGUUGAAUAAACUUGCAGUUUUUCCACUAAAAAUAAAGGAAUCUUUGGUUGUAAGUAUUAAACUCACUUUAGUGAAACUGAAAUGUGUAUAUAGUUAGACACCUCACUAAUAGGUGUUGUUGAGGGAGAGCCUAUUUUUUCAGUCAGAGUUUUCAAAAAUAAUAAUAAUAACGUGUCUUCUCCUGUGUGUCUGUAACUACAGUUCAGGUUCAAUUCAAACCUUCGCGGUCUGCUUUGAGUUUCCUCGUUUUUUUUUUUUGUUCUUUUUUUCCUUUGAGAAAAAUCUCUUUACAGGUACGUAGAUGACAGAGAAUGAUUGAGCAGGUUUGCUUUGAUUGUCUUGAUGAAGAACAUGGACAUGCGACUGUGUCUUUAACCACUAGGCCUCCCCGCCACCCUUUUUUUAUCAGACCUCACUAUGAAUCUUCAUAGUUUCAUCCCGUGCAUCGAAUUAUUUUGUGUACAUGUCGCUCGUCAUACGUUUUCAUAUAGCACAACUAUAUUCUGAUAGUUUUGAACUAGAGCAUGUGCGCUCACCUGUGUAUAAUAGGAAGUCAUAUCGUUUUCACUGCUGCACCUUAGAGGACAGUUGUACAUGCUUUGAGACACUGGAGCUCAGUGCACAAUUAGAUUUUUUUUUUUUUUUAUUGGACUCACAUUAUUAUUAUUAAUAUCAUUUUGUUAUGUCAAUGUUAUGCCCGAAUUAAUUCUCUCUUGUAUUAGUAGUCAGAGGUGUUAGAUCCGAUACCUUGUUGUUGUUGAUAACUGAGAAUAUCAGCAGUGCACCUCACGAAUAAAUGGCCUCAGAGUUUGCACCUCAUGCACUUAGGGGGAUCUUUGCUCCAGCCCCAACUAAACACACUUGACUCAGCCAGCUGAGGUCUUUAUGCAGUGUUCAUUUUUAUUUUUUUGUUUUUGUUUUAGUCCUCGUAUUAUUUUUUCUUAUACAGUCUUAAUUUUAUUUUUGUAGUUUUACUUUACAUUGUCUCAUUUCUGUCACAUUUUCUUUUUUUUUUCUACUGGAAUGUUCUUAACUGCAAUAUGCCAGUUAACAUGGUUCAUUAUCUCUCAUUAAUCAAUGAGUGGUGAACAGUUGGCUAUACAUGUGUGACAUUUACAAAACUGUUUCAUUGUUUAACCAUAAUAAAAUAUUAUUUAAUUUAAGAGCAA